UUUGAGUCGCUGCCCCUGGUUCCGUUCAAAGCUACGCCUCCUUCUGAAUGUCAUAAGAGAGGCACGUUAAAAGGCGCAAAAAGGGACAGGGAGCCGUUGUCACCUCCCGUAGAGCCUCCGGGGACCGGCGCCUGGGUGCUGAAGACGCCCUGCGGACUCCAGAAGGACAUUAACCUCGCUGGAUUCACGAAGCCAGGAUGGUGGGACUGAAGCCCUCAGAGGUGCCCCCGCCGCUGGGGGUGAAGGUCCUCAGCGCGGGGACCGCAGCCUGCAUUGCCGACCUGGUGACUUUCCCCCUGGACACGGCCAAAGUCCGCCUGCAGAUCCAGGGGGAGAAAGCGGCCGUAGAAGCGGCCAAGAACAUCCGAUACCGAGGGGUGCUGGGGACCAUCGGCACCAUGGUGCGCACGGAGGGGCCGCGCUCGCUCUACAACGGCCUCGUGGCCGGCCUGCACAGGCAGAUGGCGUUCGCCUCCAUCCGCAUCGGUUUCUAUGACAACGUCAAGCAAUUCUACACGAGAGGCAAAGAGAACCCAGGGGUCACGGUUCGAAUCCUGGCGGGCUGCACCACGGGUGCGAUGGCGGUUUCUGUCGCCCAGCCCACGGAUGUGGUGAAGGUGCGCUUCCAAGCCCAGCUGAACCUCACGGGUGUGGAGCGCAGGUACGGCGGCGCUCUGCAGGCCUACAGGCAGAUCUUCCGAGACGAGGGCCUGAGGGGGCUCUGGAAAGGAACUUUACCCAACAUCACCAGAAACGCACUGGUUAACUGUACAGAGCUGGUCACCUACGACCUCAUCAAGGAGGCCAUUCUGAAGCACAAGCUGCUGACAGACAACUUGCCGUGCCACUUUGUGUCCGCGUUCGGGGCGGGGUUCUGCACCACGGUCAUCGCUUCCCCGGUGGACGUGGUGAAGACCAGGUACAUGAACUCCCCGCCGGGACAGUACACCAGCGCCAUCAACUGCGCCUGGACCAUGCUCACCAAGGAGGGGCCCACGGCUUUCUACAAGGGCUUUGUUCCUUCCUUCCUGAGACUGGGCUCCUGGAACGUGGUCAUGUUCGUGUCCUUUGAGCAGCUCAAGAGGGCCAUGAUGGUGUCCAAGAAGAAGGUGGACGUGUCCGAGUCCGUGCCGAAGAGGGAGGAGCCUCUGUGAAAGGCUGCCAGCCCCGAGCUGGGGGUGUCCCAGCCCCAUCCUGAGCUUCAGGACGAUGGGGGCAAGGAGCAGUCCUAAGGCUGCUCAGCAAAGCAGACUUCUUCUUCCCCAAUGCCUUAACCGCUCUCUCCGUAGGAGACACAAGUUAUGUCUGUGAAUGAAAUUACACUGAACGUACUGAGCUGCACAUGGUGAGAUGAGAACACACGCUGCGGCUCGCAUAUUCAAAUGAGAAGCGAGGAACAAGGAAAUUCAGUGGAAAACACUUAAAAUUCCAUUUACUUCCGCAUCACUUUGACAAAUUCCGCUUCAUUUGCAACAAGUUGCUUGUUUAGGGGUGGAACAGCAGGUGCCCCACGCUCCUGGGCUCUAAGUUCAGAUGUGGGUUCGAACUCAUCUUAAUCUGCGUGGUUUCCAUGUUCUCCAUAUGUUUGUGGGGGUUUCUUCCAGGUGCUCUGGUUUCCUCCCACAGUCCA
This is a messenger RNA of Scleropages formosus (Asian bonytongue), 1630 nucleotides long. RefSeq names its product uncoupling protein 1 (gene ucp1). The transcript is spliced from 7 exons. The record is from RefSeq and is a predicted model, not a curated record. Lineage: Eukaryota; Metazoa; Chordata; Actinopteri; Osteoglossiformes; Osteoglossidae. Gene Ontology annotation, biological process: transmembrane transport. The coding region runs from base 198 to 1154 and encodes 318 amino acids.